AUGGCGAUUCCAGUGACGAGAAUGUCUGUUCCUCAGACACGACCAUCGCCUCGUUUCUCGUAUCCGAACGCAGGUCGCGUUGAUUUCCUCUGUCGCUGUGCUCCAUCAGAACUCCAACCACUUGGGCCUGAACCACUAUCUUUGUCUGUCGGAAUUCACGCAAUCCCACAUCCAGAUAAGGUGGAGAAAGGUGGGGAAGAUGCUUCCUUUGUGAGUAGCUAUAGAGGAGGAGUCAUAGCUGUUGCAGAUGGUGUCUCUGGUUGGGCGGAACAAGAUGUUGAUCCUUCCUUGUUUUCCAAAGAACUCAUGGCUAAUGCUUCUCGUCUAGUUGAUGACCAAGAGGUCAGAUAUGAUCCUGGUUUCCUCAUUGACAAAGCGCAUACCGCAACUACUUCCAGAGGUUCUGCCACAAUUAUUGUAGCCAUGCUUGAGGAAAUGGGUGUUCUGAAAAUAGGCAAUGUUGGAGACUGUGGACUUAAGCUUCUUCGUGAAGGUCAGAUCAUUUUUUCGACUACUCCACAAGAACACUAUUUUGACUGUCCUUACCAACUAAGCUCUGAGGGAUCUGCUCAAACUUAUCUAGAUGCAUCGUUUAAUAUAGUGGAAGUAAAGAAGGGAGAUGUGAUCGUGAUGGGUUCAGAUGGACUUUUCGAUAACGUGUUUGAUUAUGAGAUCGUUUCGAUAGUGACCAAGCAUACCAAUGUAUCAGAAUCAUCGAGGUUAUUAGCUGAAGUGGCAAGUAGCCAUUCAAGAGAUCUAGGUUUUGAGUCGCCAUAUGCAUUGGAAGCAAGAACAAAGGGGUUUGAUGUUCCUCUCUGGAAGAAGGCACUAGGAAUGAAGCUUACAGGAGGGAAGCUUGAUGAUGUCACUGUGAUUGUUGCUAAAGUUGUUAGCUCUUGA
Arabis nemorensis is the source of this 900-nucleotide messenger RNA. The record is from the annotation of a GenBank genome assembly. Lineage: Eukaryota; Viridiplantae; Streptophyta; Magnoliopsida; Brassicales; Brassicaceae.